This is a messenger RNA of Magallana angulata, 1059 nucleotides long. RefSeq names its product failed axon connections homolog. Lineage: Eukaryota; Metazoa; Mollusca; Bivalvia; Ostreida; Ostreidae. The record is from RefSeq and is a predicted model, not a curated record. The annotation marks the transcript as partial. Gene Ontology annotation, cellular component: cytoplasm. The transcript has 6 exons.
AUACAUCAAUACACAAUCUUAUACGACCUCUUGGACAUCAGAACGGUGAUAGGGCUGGACACAUGGACCUGGGUGGGUCUAGCCGGGGUUGGAGCCCUGCUGUGCGUGGGUGUAGGUGCUUUUAUUAUCCGCAGUCGACGGAGGAAGCUAGCUGCCCCACGUGACGUUGUGGUGGUCCACCACUUUUUCGGCAGAGGGUUAGUGGUACCCAGCAAGUCCCCAUUCCCGAUGAAGCUUGAAACUUUUUUGCGUAUGACCAAAACACCGUAUAUGAAUGACCACAGCGGCCGAAUGUCGACGAAAGGUAAGACCCCCUGGAUUGAAUACAACGACACCCAGGUAACAGACUCACAGUUCUGUAUUGAGUUCAUCAAAAAGAAAAUGGACAUCGACUUAAACAGGAGCCUGAGUGAACAACAGAAAAGCAUUGCCAGGGCCUUCCUCAAACUGAUAGAGGAAAACUUUUACUGGACCAUGUGCAUUGAAUUGUUUUGUAACGAAGACAACAUACCACUGUUAAAGACCCAGGCCCCCCUGAAGGGCCCCGGGUUCUGGCUUUACUAUUGGUUUGUAAAGCGCGCCAUCAAGAACGCCACCUGGGGGCACGGUAUUGGGCGCCACAGUGUGGAUGAGGUUUGGAGCAUAGCACAGGGCGACAUUGAGGCGCUGUCUCAUUUUCUAGGAAAUAAGAGGUAUUUUAUGGGUGACGAGCCUAGCGAGAUAGACUGUUCAUUGUUUGGAAUGUUAUCUCUGCUCCUUGUGUCCAUGCAAGGAACGAGAUACGAGGCUUUCACCAAACAGCACCAUCCUAACCUGUUGACCUACUUCCAGAGGAUGAAGUCAACCUAUUGGGCGGACUGGGACAAUCUCAUCACUUCUAGCGAAAGCUUCAAAAACGAUCACGGAAAAGUGUAUUUCGCUGAAAAUGUCGUUAAAAAAUGAUUUUGAUCAUUUAACUAAUGUUACGGGUUAUUACGGGCCGCCAGAAGGCGAUCCGUUAUUUGAUAUACAUUUAAUGGUUAUUUUUAUGAAUUAAAAGUACAUUUUCAUGUAGAAAUA